Molecule: messenger RNA, 1091 nt
Organism: Sesamum indicum (sesame)
Lineage: Eukaryota; Viridiplantae; Streptophyta; Magnoliopsida; Lamiales; Pedaliaceae
Source: RefSeq, a predicted model, not a curated record
GAGAGCGCGGUUGUGAUGAGAGAGAACCUAAUGAUGUGUCCCAUUAAGCACGCAUGUAAACGUACGUGUCGCAAGAAGGAAUACCGUCAUCUCUACGAGGUACAGCCCCGAAAACGGAAAAUAUAAAAAUAGGAUCAGCUCCUCGUCCAGUAUAUAUUUAUAGUUAACGACGAUGCAAACAAGUAUCCAUUCUGUCAGAGUAUAGCUUGUAAUAUGAUGUUUCCAAGCAAACAAGCAAUUCUCAGCCUGGCGAGUUACCCCUUUGUUCAUGCUCGUCGUCGGUACUUCCACGCCCAUCACGAUUAUGUAGCUUGCUUCAGCUCUUAUUCCGCCAGAAAUACGGGCGGUGCGAAUCCGGGGAAUUUAAGCGAAAAAGACAACGCGGUGGGAGGUUCAGAAGGCGGGUAUGGUGGCUCUGGAAUCUCUAGUACAGAAAAUCAGCAGGCUGGAGGUGCGCGAGGUGGGCCUGGGGGAUGGAACGCAGGAACUAAGGCGGCGAGGAGGAGGGUAGAUGGGGAGGUCAAGGGCGGAGAGUGGCGGAGGGACACCGAAGACGCUGGUAGGGACACGGGGGGCUCCGUGGCGGAGAUGGCCAAGGCAGGGGCUGUGGGAGCCAUGGAGGCGGGGUUGAAGUUGGGAGAAGUGGCGAAGCAGACAAUGGACGGUAUGUGGGACGCCGCCAAAGAGACGACGGAGAACGUCAGAGACACCGUGGCAGAUGAUUCUGAAACUGUCGAUCGCCGGACACGAAGAUCCAACGAUAAACAUGUGGAGGAUUUGAGGAGACGGGGCGGGGGUUAUGAUUUGAAGGAUUUGUAAUUAAUGGUUUAGAGUUGAUGUUGUUCCAAAUAUAAAAUUAUCACUUGCUAAAUCAAGAUCACACCAAAACCAUUUCGGGCCUAAAUUUAGGAAAAUUCUUGCUCCAACUUGUCCUUGAUAGUUUGAGAUAUGCUGCUAGCUAGUUCUUGCUGUCCAGUACGUAGGUAAAAUUAUCAAUUAGUGAUAGUCAUCAGACAACAAGUUAGGUUUUUAAUUAGAUAAUUAUAACAAGCAUGUAAUAAUUUUCUCUUUAAUAUGGGUUUUCGUGAUCA